CCCCGUUAUCUAAAGCCCUCAAUUCAAGCAAAUCUGCACAAAAUCAGAUUUACAGCUGAGUAGAAGUCUUAACUACAGCCUUUUAUGGUCGUGGUUAGACCUGUAACUUAAAUGCUGCUGUCACAGGUUUUAAAAGAGAGAGAGAGAUUGAGGAAUCGAGGAAUGCAAUUUAUGACAGAGAGAUAGUCACUUGUGGAAGAAAGGUGGUUUUUUGGGCUGCCCGUUUCUGUCCUCUCGCGCCCUUCCUUUAUAGGUCCAUAAAGAGGUCGGUGGACGGGUUUUUCGGGACUCCAUGCUGGCUGGCCAUUUUCCUCCCUCCCUUGGCUUGCGAGAACGACACGAGGCUAGCAGAAGCGCUGGCGACCGUUCGUGGCCUUGAAAACAGCUUCCAGUCAACGCAGAGGCUUCGAGCGAGUCCCAGGCCCGAGUCCAGCCAAACUCGUGGCGUCUUUCUGUCCCUCCCCAAUCAACCUCGCGUUGGCUUUGAUGCCCUCUCUAUCGAGCAGGGCCGGCCUUCUCCUCUCGGGCGUCCUCCUCCCUCAGCCAGCUAAUCCAGCCCUGAGCGGCUUCCUCUGCCAGGCCUCACCUGCCCUGGGAUGGUUCCCCAGCCCGGGACUCGCCUCCAACCCCCCCGCCCUCCGGGCACAACCGCUCUCUUUCCCCUAGUCCAGCAGCUCCGCUUUCCGAAGAGGUGAGUUCACUUCGCUCGGAGUUCUUUAAACAAGGGCCUUACCUGAGCGCGCCUCUUCCAAUGGCUGCUCACCUGAGGGCCAGCUCUGCCCAAUCAGCUCGCAGCUCGUCCCUCUGCCUUCUAUUCUCUAGUGAAAGAAUCCAGCUUCUCUUGGGAAAGUUACCUGUAGGCGCCUUUAGACUUUGCUGCUUCCCUGCUCGGAGCCCUAAACAGCAGGGGGAGGGAGAGCGAAAAAGCCCAGAGCCCAGCCAGUCUUCUUUCCACAUGCGAGGGGCGGGGAGAAGGGGGCUUUACCUGUCCCACUCCUACCUCCGCGGCUGGCUGAGGGAGAAGUAGAGGGGGGGAAGAAAAGCAGAAUUACCAGUAGCUCUGGUUCUGCCGUCCCGGGCGCUCGCUCUCACACACUUACACACACACACACAUACACAAACCUUUACCUGCACAGACUUGAAAGUCCAGUUUCACCAGAGAGACUGAGGCACCUGGAAAAGGGGAGAGAGUUCAUUGGAUCAAACAUGUCACAAGAGACGGACAAUAAAAACCGGCUUGUGACCAUAGUGCCCAGCGAUGCUCCAUUCAACACCAGAAGAGCCUACACAAGUGAAGAUGAAGCUUGGAAAUCUUACCUGGAGAAUCCCUUGACAGCAGCUACUAAGGCUAUGAUGAGCAUCAAUGGGGAUGAGGACAGUGCUGCUGCUCUUGGAUUACUAUAUGAUUAUUAUAAGGUUCCCAGAGAAAAAAGACUGCUGUCUGUUAACAAACUGAGUGAUAAUCAAGAAGACCAAGAUAAAAGAAGCUGUCUUACCAUCAGUGAAACUCAGAAUAACUUGAGCAGCGGCAGUGAAAACAGAGUGCAGGUCUUAAAAACCAUACCGGUAAACCUCUCUUUGAAUCAGGAACCCUUAGAGACUUCCAAAAGAGAGCAAUUUAGCACAAGCGUAUCGGGAAGCCCAACCUCAAUUUCUGUGACGGGCGUUAUGGUGGUCAAAGCCGAAGACUACACCCCUGUUUACAUGGCUCCGUCGGUGCAUUAUGCAAGAGGAGAAAACGAGGAGCAUCGGGGAGUUAUAUUUGAACAUGCACAUUAUGAAGUGCCUAGCAUCACACCCCAUACGACCUAUAUGAAAGAUGACCAGCGCAGUACUCCCGAUAGUACUUACAGCGAUACUUUUAAAGAUGGAGGGGCAGAGAAAUAUCGCAGUGGUUCUGUGGGGCCUGAAGAAUACAUUUAUGAACAAACAGCCAACAGCACAUUUCGCUAUACACUGGAAGCGACCAAAUCCCUGCGUCAAAAGCAAGGCGAGGGACCAAUGACCUACUUAAACAAAGGACAAUUCUAUGCCAUAACUUUGAGUGAGACUGGAGACAACAAGUGCUUCAGACAUCCCAUCAGCAAAGUCAGGAGCGUGAUCAUGGUUGUGUUCAGUGAAGAUAAAAACCGAGAUGAACAGCUGAAGCACUGGAAAUACUGGCAUUCCCGGCAACACACAGCUAAGCAGAGGGUCCUUGACAUUGCUGAUUACAAGGAAAGCUUCAACACUAUUGGGAAUAUUGAAGAAAUUGCUUACAAUGCUGUGUCCUUUACUUGGGAUGUCAAUGAAGAAGCAAAGAUUUUCAUCACUGUGAAUUGCCUGAGCACAGAUUUCUCUUCUCAAAAAGGAGUGAAGGGGCUUCCUUUGAUGAUUCAAAUUGACACAUAUAGCUACAAUAACCGCAGCAACAAACCCAUCCACCGUGCCUUCUGCCAGAUCAAGGUUUUCUGCGACAAGGGAGCUGAGAGGAAAAUCCGAGACGAAGAGAGGAAGCAAAACAGGAAGAAAGCAAAAGGCCAGCCAUCUCAACCCCCCUGUAGCAAUGCUGAAGGGAAACUGACCACUGCCACCCUCCAGAAGAAGAGUGACAUCACUUACUUCAAAACAAUGACGGACCUGGACUCACAGCCUGUUCUCUUCAUACCAGACGUUCACUUUGGGAAUCUCCAAAGGACUGGGCAGGUUUACUAUAACACAGAUGACGAGCGAGAAGGUAGUAUCUUGGCUAAAAGGAUAUUCCGGCCAGUAGAGGAGGAAUUUGGACCACCACCACUGAAGCAAAUAAAAGAGGAAGGAACAAAAAGAGUGCUGCUCUAUGUGAGGAAAGAGGCCGAUGAAGUGUUUGACGCUUUGAUGUUAAAGUCUCCCACUGUAAAGGGACUGAUGGAAGCGAUUUCUGAGAAAUACGGUCUUCCAGCUGAAAAGAUUACAAAACUUUACAAGAAGAGCAAAAAAGGGAUCUUGGUAAACAUGGAUGAUAACAUCAUUGAACAUUAUUCCAACGAAGACACUUUCAUCCUCAACAUGGAGAGCAUGGUGGAAGGCUUCAAGGUCACAUUGACAGAGAUCUAGUCUAGGUCAGAGUUGACUCUUGUGAAGUUACAACAUUUCCCCCUUGCCUUAAAGAAGGGAACAGUUCCUCUUAAAACCCUGGUGACUCACUGAUGUUGAGAAGAGAGGCUGUUACAGAACGUCACUAGAAAUGAGCGUGUUCCUUUUUGGCUCAGAAAACAAACCUGGUCAUUACUCAUCAGAUGAACUGAACUUCACAAAGUUGCCUAUUUAUUGCUCCUUCCUCUGCUGUGUCAACAAUCAAAGGACUCUGGACUUCACCAUCUUGCCCAUUGCUAGGGUGAAACAGUGACUUUAAAAAAAUAUAUCCAUUAGUUAAUACGGUAGAAAAUGAAUUUGUGGAAUGGCAUUAAUCCAGCUGGGACAUUUAUCAUUAAAGUUGUGCCCUCCAGAAAAAAAAUGGGUAGAAGAUGUGAUCUGAUGGUCUCCAGCUGUGCAAAACUCCCAUCAAGUGCUGAGUGAGGAACACAGAGCUUAGCCAUAUACCCCCAAACGCUUCCCAGCACAGGGCAACUGAGGACUGUAAGUAAGGCACUCAGUUGGCCUGUCAGAAAAUCACCACCCAUUUUAAUGUUUGUAUAUAAUGUUUAUAAUAUGUAAUAAUAUAUUUUUCCUACCCUUAUGGAUGUGUUUACUGCCACUCUUGUUUUGUGCUGGGAUCAGAAGCUGGCAGAGAUUCUUGCAGUGAGAUUAGUUCUGCCAUCAAUGUGCAGAGAGGCUGAUGGUGUUUCUAUAUCUUUUGUCUGUGACUUGCCCAGCAUCUAUAUUAGAGUGUUAGAACCCUUCUAGUCAUCACACUGGACAUUGUCACUGUGAGGCUUUGCUCCCUUUGAGGUCUCUCCCUUCCAUGUCCAUCCUCCAUGCAAUGGUACUGCACAGCCUUCCCAGUUUUUCUUACACAUCAUUGCCAGAUGUGACCCUUUUUUGUUGCUAUGCAUAAUGCGUGCAAACAGAACUAAAGCUUCUCCCUCCCCGCGUGUCUGUUUCCAGUGCAGACAAUGGUUUUUUAAAAAAAUAAUUAAAGUAAUAGUGUGCCUCUUCAGAGUGCCUUUCCUUUGGUCCCUGUAGCAAACUGGGAUCAAACCUGAACUGAACUAGAUUGCCUUUUUAUUUAUAUGAGCCAUAACAUGGAUGAAUGGAUCUGGGUCAGCAAAUGAGGAGUCACCAGUUGAGCAGCUGCUUGUGUGAUUUCUUUUGUCUCUCUUCAUAAUUGAAGCCAUUAACAGCCAGGACCCGUUCACACAAUUUGCAAGAUUGCCCUCUUUCAGGUAUGUUCCUUCUCUGUGAAGGAACCCACCUGGAGGUGCCCUGUGUGAAUGGUGCCAAGAAAGGUACUGUAUAUCUCUGAUCAUUUGCAUGAAGGGAGUUUUGCUCAGUGGAGUUGACUUAGAGAACUGCAUGCCAACAAUCUUAGCAUGGCCAGAACCUAAGGGAUAUACUCGUGAGUCAAAUGGGCCAUAACUCAAAAUUUGGCUUUAAAAAGGUUCUUGGGCACUUGAAAUAAAGCAGGUUAUGCCUCAUGUAUCGUGGUGACACAAGCUGGGUGUUCCUCCUCCAUCUUUUCUUUCCCUGCCACUUCUAACUCACCUUGCCCAUAUUUGGGAUCCCAUGAUGACCCCAAAUUUCCCUUCUCAGGAUCAUUGGCUGCAGUUUCCUUGUCACUGCAUUUCUCCAAGAGUCGUGGCAAUAAUGGGAGAAAUCUUGUGUGAAUGGAUCUUCUGUGUACUUCAUUUGUUUAGUGUAAAUUUCUAGUGUCCCCUGAUGGGUCACACUAGAGUGUAAAUAUAAAGAUGUACAUACACUUUCUUGACAGGGUUCUAAAUGUACAUAAAAGUCCUGACAAUAGACUUCUCUUUUGUAUAUUAUUCUGCCCCUGCUGACUGAGCAAAGAGGCACCUUUUUAAAGAGGUGGCUGUCUUGUAUAUUUAGCAGUGGGAGAUCAACUGUCCCUGUUUAACCCAGCAUAGUAUUCCUUCCAGUGUCUCCUCUGUGUUUCUUUCAAGAUUGUGAGCCCCUUUGAGACAGAGAAAUAUCUUCUCAUUCUUGUUUGCUAUAUAACUGCUUUGAUAACUUCUUUGUUGUUAUAAAGCAGUAUAUAUGUAUUCUUAAAUAAUAACUCAGGCUGUCACAACAGUAACUAGUAAGACAGUUUUUCACUGUACUUCCGUUAAUGGGCUUCCAGUGUUUGCUACACAAGACAGUGAAAUGAAGAAAAACUCUCAACCGUCUGCCCAUACUUCAGUAGCAUUUCUGUGGCUUGAAGGUGGCUCCAUUGUCCGUUAGCAGCCUUGCUGGUGAACCAAGAAUGAAAAAUGCAAUGCCGCCUUUAUUUUUAAUUUGUUCUUAAAAUCCUGAGGGCCUGAAAAUAUGAAAUACCAAUGUGAAAUGAAAUCCUCAAAAUUCGGUCAUGGGCUUAAAGGAACUAUGAGCUUUGCAUAGAGUGCACAGGAAAUAUGAUCUAAAACAGACUUUAAAAACAGGCAUGGAUUCAAGCAAAGUUCAGAUAAAUUCAUCAGAGUCCAGAUGAGUGCAAUUCUGUGCACAAAAAAGACAGCCACAAAAUGGCACGAUACAAAGGAACAUUCUUACAGUCCUACAAGAUGUAAAUUGACGUAAUUAAAAUGUUAGGAUUUUUUUGGCUUCUGUUGACGUGCAGAGGCCUGAAAUGGGCCGAAAACAGCCCAACCUGCCGCUUGGGCAGCAGGUGGGCUCAGGGAAGGAGCUCUUGCCUCUGCCUCCCCCCUCCUCGGUCUCCCCUCACCUUGAGUGCCUGCACCCCACUAGCUGCCCCCCACCCCUAAUCUCUGGUACCCUCCCCGCCGCACACUGGCAGUUGAAAAAAGUUUUUAAAAGUUUAACUUUCCCUCAAGCUCCCAAAGCCCUCCCUGAACCCCUCAAGCCAGGUGCAGCAAAUCAUUUUUACCUACAGGCAGCGAAAAGAUUAACGUGCCCCAAUCAUUUUAAGGGCAAUUGUUUCGAUCAGAAUCUUACAUCUUCAAGUUUAAUCAGUAUUGGCUAUUUAGGGAGAAAAUUGUAGUAAUUUGAUCCAGAUCAGCAGCUUGUGCAAAAGGCUAGGGAGAAGAGACAUCCCUUUUGUGUAUACUUGCAUAAGCAUGAAUGUCCCUUGUAGUCAUGUAAGACUAUAGCCCUAUGUAGAUAUUCCAUUGUAUGUAUGUACAAUUAUCUGUACACAUGUCCAUAUUUUUGUGUGAAUUUACAUUCCUUUUUAAAGUGAACCAGGUUUUGGCCCCCCUCAAAUGCAGGACAGCUAUAGGAAGUAUACUGUUGUACAUGCAUUGAACAUAAUGUGUAAUAACUGUAUGUAUAUACAGAUCUGUACAUGCAUACACUGUACACAGAUUGUUACAUAUAUUGACUAUAAUGUGUAUCUAAAGUGAAUUGCAUUCUGAUUUAACCUUGCAUGAGAAUUGACUAAGGUUGCCAAAACUGUUUAUGACAGACUGAAAUUUUCUGCUUUGAAGAACGGUGCACGACAGGCAGGAAUUCAAGGGAUUUUUUUUUCUUUUUAGUCUAGAUUGCACUUCUUUAACAAAUCUUGGUAGCUGUUAAAUACAUAAGAGCCUCUGUGGGGAAAGCAGUUGGCAACCAUAGAGUUGAAAGUGACACAAACAACGAGGAACUAUUAUAAUGUAUCCCUUCUGCUCUGCAGUUUAGCACUUACAGUAUAAGCAAUGACUGGUUCAAAUGGUAGUUUUCAAACUUUGUUCCAGAAAAGAUCAGUAAUCGUCUGUUAAGCUUUCCUGAAAGAUCAUUUACCCAUCUACUAUCAACCUUUCCAUGCAUUGUGUAGCCACAGAGGAAUGUCGAGUGCCCUGUGUAUGCCCUCCCGUAUACCCUAGAGUCAUUUAUGGCAGCAGGAGUUCUCAAACUUGGAUCCCCAGAUGUGGUUGGACAAUGCCCAUCAUCUCCUGUUGUUGGGCGUCAACUCUCAUGGGGAAAAUGAGAGUUGUAGUCUAACAUCUGGAGUCCCAAGUUUGAGAACCCUGGAUUUACAGCAGGCUGGCUGCAGAGGAAAGGCUCCUAAGUACCUCCGCACUAGGGUAGCAUCAGGAAUUGGCCAGGCUGAGCACAGCCUCAAGGACUCAUGUUCAUUGGAGGAUCCACCCAGCUGACCCCACACGAAGCCCCUGGAGCAUCUGCUGCUUUUGCUCUUGUCUACCACACUCAGUAAGCCAUUGACUCCUGGCUUACUGACUGAAAAACAACAGCGGACAUACUCCUUAGCUGUGGCACCAUUUUCAAGCUUGCCCAUGCUGCCUCCUUGGGAGGGGUGGGAUAUGGAACAUUUCAAAAACAGCAGCAGUGCUGCUGCUGAGAGGAGCAUCUGCUGAUGCCCACCAUCACCCAAUACACAAGAGCGCAAUGGGGAGGCUUACCGGCUGGGGGUGGGGGUGGCAGUAAACACUUUCGGCAUGAUUGACAAUUUGUGACAGUGCUGAAGAGACAGCAUCCUCCUGCUGCUGCUGCUGCUUUAGCUUUCCCAGGCAGGCAGGCAUUCUAGAGGGAAUGGGGACCCGGUCUUGUGGUAGCAAGCAUGACCUGUCCCCUUUGCUGAGCAGGGUCUGCCCUGGACCCUGGUUGCAUAUGAAUGGGAGACUACAUGUGUGAGUACUGUAAGAUAUUCCCCUUAGGGGAUGGGGCCGCUCUGGGAAGAGCAUCUGCAUGCUUGCAUGCAGAAGGCUCCAGGUUCCCUCCCUGGCAUCUCCAAGAUAGGGCUGAGAGAGAGAUUCCUACCUGCAACCUUGGUGAAGCCACUGCUGAUCUGUGUAGACCAUACUGAGCUAGAUGGUCUGACUCGAUAUAUGGCAGCUUCCUAUGUUCCUAUGCAUGCUGAUCUGCUGAGCAACCAUUUCCACCCUCCCCACCUCGCAUGGUGCUAAACCAGCCAGGAAAGCUAACUGGGCAGCAGAUGGUCAGUGAUGCUGAAGAAAAAGCACCCAUCCACUGCCCAGUUAGUUUUCUGGGGUACUUGGUCACCAUCAGAGGUGGGAGCAGGCAGUGUGCACAUACUCAUACCAUGGGAAGCAGGCAAGAGCCUCAGUCCCCAGGGCAAAACUUUGCUCCCCAGAAUGUGGCACUGACUCAUGUUCCACACAUGCACAAACCAAUGCGGAGAAUAACCUUUUAAGGCAGAGAGUUUGAAAAGAACUGAAGCUACCCUUAUGAUUGCUCUCUAAGACCAAUAUCCUUAUUGCUAAGACUUUGCAUACCUUCUGAGCUUGGCUGGUAUGCGCACACUUCAUCUUUGCAGGAAAGGUGUGUGGAAAUGGUCUAGAACAAUUGCUAGGUCAAAUCCGGCUUCAGAGCUCUUCUAAUAUAUACUGUUUAAGGAAAAUGCAUGAACUACUGAAUUUAAAACCCUCUUUUCUUUGUUGGACAAGGGAGAUCAGAAUCCCCUUCAAGCUUAGCCAUUUUUCUGGUGUUUGUUUUGCCAACUAUCUGAUACUAAAUGGAAGUGACUUUGACAUGUACACACAAAUGUAUGAAUUCUGCCAUUUUCCCAGCAUUUCCCCCAAUGUUUAUUCUCCUCUCUUCUAAUCUUGUGGACUGUUUGGGAAAGUUGCAAAAUGAGCUGAACAGUUCAUAUUCAGUUUUCCUGAUUAAAAGGAAACUUUUAAAAGAAAAACCUGUUAUGGAUUCAGCCUGCAGAAUGAUGUGGAACUGGAAAUGAGCAGGUUUAUUGAAGCUUUGAAAGUAUACAGCAUGUAAAACGUUUGUUGCUUCUGCACCUCUGACCCCUUCCUCCCUCUCCUCCAGUGUUUUUCCUGGGAAAUGGUGACAUGAUACAAACAAGAGUGUUUGUGCCAAAAUUAUGUGCACAGUCCCCGUCUCUGUAAAGCAAGGAACCUAUGUCUAAACACUGUGUGCUGUUUAAUUAUAAGAAAAUAGUUCAUGUAACUUAAUAGUUUUGUACAUGGGAGAAGGGAAUCUGUAAACAUAAACAACAGGUUUAUUUUAUUUUUUUGUACAUUUUUAUCAGAAGGCAAUAAAUAUUCAUAAGCUAUAA
This is a messenger RNA of Hemicordylus capensis (graceful crag lizard), 9103 nucleotides long. RefSeq names its product grainyhead like transcription factor 2 (gene GRHL2). Gene Ontology annotation, cellular component: nucleus. NCBI's taxonomy places the organism in Eukaryota, Metazoa, Chordata, Lepidosauria, Squamata, Cordylidae. Gene Ontology annotation, molecular function: RNA polymerase II cis-regulatory region sequence-specific DNA binding; DNA-binding transcription activator activity, RNA polymerase II-specific. The record is from RefSeq and is a predicted model, not a curated record. Gene Ontology annotation, biological process: brain development; regulation of transcription by RNA polymerase II; neural tube development. The transcript has 16 exons. Bases 1207 to 3075 code for a protein of 622 amino acids.